CUACUGUUGUGUGCCGUUAUGUAAAUCCGACGAAAAAAAGAAAACAGCAGGGCUCUCUUUUCAUGAAAUACCCGCUGACGCGGACGCACGAGGACGAUGGCUUUCCGCAAUACGACGUGACAAGUGGUCUCCAAAUACCACCUCAUGCUACACCAAAGUGUGCAGUAGGCAUUUCAAAGAAGAGGACUUCAUAGAAGGCAAGCGUCGACGCCUAAAGAAAGGUGCUGUGCCGUCAGUUUUUGAGGAGUACCCAUCGCAUCUUCAGCCGAAGUCAACGCCGGCGCGGGAUACAGCAAGCAUCGACAAAAGAGUGAGUGCUACAACGACGCGAAAUGACUCCGCGAGUGGCACAGCGAUGCAACAAUUGCUGCCAGCAGCAGCGUCUACUUCAUCGGUGGAGGAUAUGCGCGAUUGCUGCUCCAUGGACACAUCAACGGCAGCCAACUCGUGCGAUCAAGGCGUCCAAGUUAACAGCAGUUCCACCUCAAGUGUGCUUGUUACAGAGAGAGCGAAGUGGAAAAGAAAAGAAAAAAGUUUUAGGAGCCAGUUGCUUCGAUUGCAGCAGACCAUCGACAAGUAUAAAACGGAAUUGAAAAAGCUACACGAGGAUUCCAUGGUGGCGGAUAUUUCUUACAUCAAGAAAAGGGUGGAAGAAAAGGAACCUGCAGCUCUGUUCUUAAUUGAUCAAAUUCGCAACUUCAGGAAGAAGAGGCCAAGUUGGUCUGAGGACACAACCCGACGUUGUGUAGUUUUGAGGCAUCUGUCGGCAAGAGCAUAUGAACACAUUCGUGGGGAAAUGCUUUUGAAGCUUCCUUGCAGGAAGACGUUGAGUAACUACUUAGGAAGCACAAGUGGAGAAACGGGCUUCAGCAAGCUCGCCGAAGCUCGCCUUAGAGUGGAAGCCGAGAGCUUGACUGUACCACAGUCAAGAGUAUGCUCACUCAUCGUUGAUGAAAUGAAGAUAAAGCAAAAGCUGCAGUACAAUAAACAGCAGGACUGCUUUGUGGGGCACGCAGACGUCUCCUUAGAACAACAGGGUGGUGACCUCACCUUAGCGAACUCUCUUCUGUGCUUCGUAAUCACUGGGCUCUCGACAACGUAUCGCAUACCAGUGGCCUACUAUUUUACCAAGGGGUUAACAGGCCCACAGCUUCACAAGUUGAUUUUUGUGCUUGAGAAAGUAGAGGCCUGUGGUUUCAGGGUAAUUCGUUUAGUGAGUGACAACCACAAAGUGAAUGUGAAUGCCAUGAAACUGCUGGGAGAUGGUCUUCUUACGUACAGGGUAGAACAUCCCUGCGACUGUGACAGGCUCCUCUUUUUAAGUUUUGAUCCAUGCCACGUUUUGAAAAAUGUGCGCUCGCAGUUUUUGGCUCAUGACUUUGGCCCGAAAGGAGAGGUCUCAUCCUGUUACAUCAAGAAGCUCUACGAACUACAGAAGGACCUGAUUGUGAAGCCUGUCCGCUACCUCAGCCGAAAGCAUGUAUACCCCAACAAUAUAGAAAAAAUGAAUGUUGCAAGGGCAAUUCAGGUCAUGUCGCCUGAUGUUACUGCGACCUUGGAGCAUCUCAGGGACCAAGCUGGGCACACCUCAAGUGCCUCGUUCGCAGCUGCAGGCCAGACCAUCAUUUUCAUGCAGAACAUGUAUCGCUGGUUUGUGCUGCAUGACACGAGUAAUACUACCCAGCACAUCCACAAAAAAUGGCCUGACACUCGACACUUCGACGAUACUGAAGAUGCCAGGCUGGAGUGGCUUGAGGUAACACUGCCCAUGUACUUGGACGAACUGAAAAACAGCUGUGGAAAUCGAAGGGAAUUCUUGACGAAAGGAACAUAUGAAGCAUUGCUUCUGACCACGUAUUCCACAGUUGCCUGCAUCAAGUACCUGCUCACAGAGGAGAAGUUCCUGUUUGUUCUCACUCGCAAGUUUAACAGUGACCCGAUAGAGUCACUGUUUGGCACAUUGCGAAUGUCCUCCGGUUGUAAUGACAUGCUGGAUGUUCGUUCUGUUUUGUCAGGCUUGGAGAAGGUUCUAAAAACUGGAAUUGCAGCAGCCAGUGUGACAUCAAAUGUUGCUCAUAGUGAACGGGCACAUAUGUCGACAGGUACUUUGCACACUGAAGCUUCCCCGUCUCCAACACAGCAGCUUCCUCAGCUACAGAGAGCUGCAUGUGUUUUGCAACGACUCAGCACGACGCUUUUGCCACGGCAGCUGCCUUCCCUUGAAAUUUCGGCCACUGCAUACGUUGGAGGUUAUAUUGCCCGAGUAAUAAACGAGCACAUGCAAUGUGAAAGUUGCACUGCAAUAUGCUCGAAGCCUGCAAGUAAUCAACCGAUCUUUCAGAUCACUCACAGCCAGGACCGAGGUGGGCUGCUUUACCCGUCGGACCAGUUGCUGUUCGCACUUGACGUGCUAAGGGCAUUUGCUGAUCGUGCCCUGAAGGACAACCCCACUCUGCAAAAGCCAUUGUCAACCCUAGUGAAACGUGCUGUGCCAGCCCUGUGUGCUUCAAACCUGCUCAAGUGCAAAGAGGGUGACGACUUUCACAGAGCUAGCCUCAUGGAGCUAAUAUCUGUUCGGUUUUUGCGGCCACUGCUGGUGAACUAUGCUUUCAACGUCAGUGACAAGAAUGAUGCAUUCAAAUACUUUGCGAAGAAGCCCCUGUCCAGAAAGCAUAUGAAGCUUUAAGGGCUUAGUAUACGCAUGCAUGUGCAGGUACA
This is a messenger RNA of Rhipicephalus sanguineus (brown dog tick), 2718 nucleotides long. RefSeq lists its product as uncharacterized. The transcript has a single exon. The coding region runs from base 356 to 2686 and encodes 776 amino acids. The record is from RefSeq and is a predicted model, not a curated record. Lineage: Eukaryota; Metazoa; Arthropoda; Arachnida; Ixodida; Ixodidae.